CGAUUUUAUGUUCAACUUUGCCAAGAAAGGAAAACAGAAAUAUUGUGGUCUAAAAUUUUGUGAUAUUUAGUAUUUUUAUGGCAGCAAAGCAAGGGAAGGGCUUAUCACACUUUUUUUCUAAAGAUAAGACAUUUAAACCGAAGAAGAAGUUUAAAGAAGGAACUCUUCGCUACGAUUUACAUAAGCAGGCAAAGGCGACAUUACACUCCGGGAUCUCYCUGCAAGAUUGUGUUAAACUCCCUCCAGGAGAAGAUCCUAAUGACUGGGUUGCUGUUCAUGUUGUUGAUUUCUUCAACCGUAUUAAUCUAAUCUAUGGAACAGUGUUUGAAUACUGUACACCAGAAAGCUGUCCUUCAAUGACUGGAGGACAAAGAUACGAAUAUUUUUGGUGUGAUGGCGAUAAAUACAAGAAGCCUACAGCAUUACCAGCGAGACAAUAUAUUGCUUUACUCAUGGACUGGACAGAAAACAUCAUCAACAAUGAAGAUGUCUUUCCAGUGGAUAAAGAUGUACCAUUCCCUAAGGUGUUUCUUCCAUCAGCAAAGAAGAUUUUAACGAGAUUGUUUAGAGUGUUUGUUCACGUCUACAUCCAUCACUUUACAAAUAUACAAGAACUUCAAGCUGAGGCCCAUGUUAAUCAGUGUUACAAGCAUUUCUAUUACUUCAUAUMUGAGCUCAAACUGGUUGAUCCAAAAGAACUGGAACCUUUGAAAACUUUGACAGAAAGGCUGUGCCCAACUUGAGAUGGCUAUUAUUGUAUUUUUCUAUUCAAUUAUUGAAUAUUAUAUCCAUCGAAAUGCAAUCAUUUUUUUAUUCAUCAAAAUUUCAAUUAUCCACAAAAUUUGUAUGAAUGGUACUAAUUGUAUACUUUCACUUYAUCAGGAAGUAAAAUUUUUAUAAUMCAAAAWUUAYUAAAUUAAAAAACAUGAAAAUUGGUAAUUUUGCUCAUAGAUGUGUUUGUCUCUUUAUAUCUCACAUUCUUUAARAUUCAAAGUUUACAUUGUUUACUCUCCUUSCAGCUUGUUUUGUGCASAAYCCCUGUGCUCAAUUAAGUCAAUUGAGGRACCAUAACUGAUCAUGGAUGCUGCAAGGAGAUGACUACAAUUUAGACAAAUAAUGAAUAUUUUCAGGAUUAUAAUUUUUCUUUUGUUUUUGAUAUUACUUUCAAAAUCCAAUCAAAUAUCUAUWAAGUGCAUGAUUGUACUUUAAUCURUCUCAGAGAAAACAWUUACAGACAUCUUUAUAUAAACAGGUUUUUGGGACCUUGUAUAAGGCUCAGACCUCRUACAGUAAAAUGUAGCUGACUGUAGCUAGAAUUUUGUAUUAUGACAUUCUUUGUAAAUCAAUGCAAUACUUUGCAAUAAUAUGCAGUUUUUAAAUCAAUCAAUGUACACAUUUUAUGUGAUGAAAUACUAUUUAAUUAAAAAGAUAUAUUUCUA
Molecule: messenger RNA, 1439 nt
Organism: Exaiptasia diaphana
Lineage: Eukaryota; Metazoa; Cnidaria; Anthozoa; Actiniaria; Aiptasiidae
Product: MOB kinase activator-like 3
Exons: 9
Coding region: 78-743 (221 amino acids)
Biological process (GO): signal transduction; positive regulation of protein phosphorylation
Cellular component (GO): cytoplasm; nucleus
Molecular function (GO): protein kinase activator activity
Source: RefSeq, a predicted model, not a curated record